UCCUCUGCAGAGUUCACACACACACACCUUUCUCUGCUUCUGUUUCUCUCAAAGUUUGAGUUUUUAACCAAAAAAAUGGCUCAGGGAAGAGGGAGUGCAAUGGUUGCCACAGUGUUUCUGUGCAUGUUGAUGUUUGUGCUUCACUCUGAGAUGGCUCAUGCAGCCAGCUACACUGUUGGAGAUUCAGGUGGUUGGACUUUCAACGUUGCUGGCUGGCCUAAGGGAAAGCGGUUUAGGGCUGGUGACACACUUGUGUUCAACUAUAGUCCUGCAGCACACAACUUGGUAGCUGUGAACAAAGUCGGUUACAAUACGUGCACAACACCAAGAGGUUCCAAAGUUUACAAGACAGGAAAGGAUCAAAUCAAACUUGUGAAAGGCCAAAACUUCUUCAUCUGCAGUAUUGCUGGACAUUGUCAAUCUGGAAUGAAAGUUGCUGUCACUGCUAUCUAAUUAACAUGUGUCAUUAGAGAACUAUCUCUUUUGACUUUUUAUGUAUGUUUCUACUGGUUGGGUCUAAAGUUUAGUGUCACUAGUUGCUGCUACUUCCUAGUGAUCAUGAAAUAAAAUAGAGAGCAGGAUUAGAAGGAAGAAAAAGAGUUGUAUGUGUGUGAAUGGGUAAGAGUUAUACUUACCUUAAAACAGAGUAGGUGUCUUAUAUAAAAAUAAAAUUGAAAGAAAAGAUGGUUUGUGGGUUUUUUUUUCUUCAAUUAUUAAUCUGAAUUCUGAGUACCACAUCUUUUCAUGA
Quercus robur (English oak) is the source of this 748-nucleotide messenger RNA. RefSeq names its product basic blue protein-like. Gene Ontology annotation, cellular component: plasma membrane. Lineage: Eukaryota; Viridiplantae; Streptophyta; Magnoliopsida; Fagales; Fagaceae. The coding region runs from base 76 to 453 and encodes 125 amino acids. The record is from RefSeq and is a predicted model, not a curated record. Gene Ontology annotation, molecular function: electron transfer activity. The transcript has 2 exons.